AUGACGCCUAAGGGCAAGGAAGAAAUCAGCAAGACAACUGGGAAAUCAGCGAAGAAAUGGCACCGCUUUCUUCUCAGCUAUCCAGGCUCCUUCCAUUUGGCGAAGGUCAUCACCAGGGGUCUCAAGGCAGAGAGGCGUAUCAUAAUCAGCUUGGCAUUAGGAGACAUAGACGACUUCGCGACUGAGAAUGUUGACCUCUGUCAAAAGUUUGAGCCUCGAGACUCCUUCGCCCGAGAGAAGAACUCGUAUCAAGACGAGAAGCUGAUUGGUAUAAGCCCGAUGGCCAAGGCUCUCGAUGACUUCCGAGAUGCCUUCUUCCAGCGCUACCCGAUAGAUGCAGCUAUCAUCGCGGAACAAUACGAUAACAUGUGCCAAGAGAAAAUCGAGCAAGUAGAAGAACAAUUAUCACUGAACAAGAGAAAGGUGAAAGACGGACUCGAGGCCUUAGCAGAUGACCUCGCCAACUUGGACCUAGCUAGAAACGACUUCUCCAAGGCACCCGAUUCAGAACUUCUCUUCUACGACACAGAGUGCAAGCCCAAACGUCACGACGCGCUCAAGGUCUCACAUAUCCAAAAGACCGCCAGAGACAAUAACACGCUGUCGGAUGGAAAGAGGAAAACGUGGAAGUACGAUGUCACACGGGGAUGAAACCCUGCACCAAUAAUCAGG
Molecule: messenger RNA, 672 nt
Organism: Durotheca rogersii
Lineage: Eukaryota; Fungi; Ascomycota; Sordariomycetes; Xylariales; Xylariaceae
Exons: 4
Coding region: 1-651 (216 amino acids)
Source: RefSeq, a predicted model, not a curated record